AUGGAGCGCGUCUUCUCAACUACAAAGCAACUAGCAACUGGAUUCGAUGCCGGUCUAGUUGACCCUCUAACAAUUGAAAGUAAUGUAACCGGUGAUGAACUGGAUCCGGCAGCACAAAUCGAAGUGAUCCCGUGCAAAGUUUGCGGUGACAAAUCAUCCGGUGUACAUUACGGUGUUAUCACAUGUGAAGGGUGUAAAGGAUUCUUUCGACGAAGUCAAUCGUCGCCCAACAAUUAUCAAUGUCCAAGGGAGCAAAAAUGCCCGGUGGAUCGGGUUAAUCGAAACCGGUGUCAGUUCUGUCGGCUGAAGAAAUGCCUGCAGCUUGGGAUGAGUCGCGAUGCUGUCAAAUUUGGCCGAAUGAGCAAAAAACAACGCGAAAAAGUUGAGGACGAGGUCCGUUUACACAAACAAAUGGCCGAAGUUCACGGAAUCGCAUACUCUCCUUACGCUGACUAUUCACCUCCAGCAGCCGUUUACAACAACACUUACGAACCAUCGGUUGCCUAUGCGGCAACGUCGUAUGCGACCAGUACAGCCGGUUACGCAGCCGCCGCACCGGUCAGCUAUCCGUCCGUUCAAGGACAAGGCUAUUCGAUUGCCCAGCAGGUCCGUGUUUUUUCGUUCUUACCUGUACUAACACUUGUUUGA
This is a messenger RNA of Gongylonema pulchrum, 648 nucleotides long. NCBI's taxonomy places the organism in Eukaryota, Metazoa, Nematoda, Chromadorea, Rhabditida, Gongylonematidae. The record is from the annotation of a GenBank genome assembly.